Molecule: messenger RNA, 1191 nt
Organism: Penicillium vulpinum
Lineage: Eukaryota; Fungi; Ascomycota; Eurotiomycetes; Eurotiales; Aspergillaceae
Exons: 5
Coding region: 1-1191 (396 amino acids)
Biological process (GO): regulation of mRNA processing; protein phosphorylation; spliceosomal complex assembly
Molecular function (GO): protein kinase activity; ATP binding
Source: RefSeq, a predicted model, not a curated record
AUGGAUUUGUCUUUAUUCUGCCAGAAUAAUCUUCUCUAUACCCAGGAGAAACUGUCAAAACACAAACCCGGGGGAUAUCACCCAGUUACACUUGGUGAUACCUUUAAGAAUGGUCUUUACGAAACCCACUAUAAGUUGGGGUAUGGGGGAUUCUCGACUGUGUGGCUUGCGAAAGAUAAGGAUCAAAAUCAAUGGGUCUCGUUGAAAGUCAUGAUCGCAGAUUCGUCAAAAUCGAACGAGUUACAAAACCUGAAGUUUCUCGAAAAGCAUUCCGGCGGAAACCUUUCUUCAAACCAUAUUGUUCAGCUGCUUGAUGACUUUACCCACGAUGGCCCUAACGGAGCUCUUCAAUGUCUUGUAUUUGAAUUACUUGGCCCUACACUUGAUAUGGUCCUCACAGAAUAUUCCGAGGGGAAUGACAAGCUCAAUCCGGAAGACAUACUUCGAAUGUCUAUGCAACUCUUAAAGGCUAUCAAAUUUAUUCACAGUAUUGGGAUGUGCCAUGGUGAUAUCAGCGGCCGUAACAUCGCAUUUCCUUGCAAUAAUAUGCUGAAUCAUGAGAAAGAUGUUCUAGAUGUUCUUGGGCUACUAGAAAUCGAGUCGCUGGCCUAUAUUGAUGGCUCGCCUUUGGACAACGGAUUGCCGACCCAGUUGGUGAAGGCAGCGGAAUGGAUCGAUUUUAUAGACGAGGACGAGGAAGACAUCCGGCUUAUUGAUAUGGGAGAGAGUUUUCUCCCAGGCGAGGAGCCUGAAAAGUCAGCUCAGCCGAGUAUUUUGCGAAUACCUGAGACAAUUUUCACGGACCGCUUUGAUUAUCGCCUCGAUUUAUGGCGUGCAGGUUGCAUAAUUUACGCUUUCUUGUUCACGAACUAUCCAUUUCGGUAUUUUGACAGGGACGAAUAUCUGAUCUUCCAAAUGAUUGAUUUUGUAGAAAGGCUGCCAAUCGAAUGGGAGCCUCAGUGGAAAACAAUCCAGACGAAAAUUAGCCGUAAUCUUGAGAUAAAUGAAGGCUACGAAACAUCAAAGUUUGAACGCAUGUUUGCAGAAAAUGUACACGAUCCGGAGCUUCAACCCUUAUUACAGGUGGUACAAGGAUUGAUGCGAUUCCUACCAUCUAAUCGCAUUACUGCAGAGGAGGCACUUGAAUUGUUAUACAGCAAAAUGCAAGAAACAGGAACCACAACUGCAUAA